AUUGGAGAAAACUUCUGACUUCUCACUGCAGCAAACACAAACAUGGAUGCGUGCACUGGAGUGGAGAAAGAAGUGGAAAAAGUUCUCAACAAAUUCGGAGGAAUAAACGAGCAUGCGGACCGAACGCUGAACGAAUUAUGCAGCCACAUAGAAAGUCUGAAGAACAGCAUGGAAGAAGCUCCGUCGCAACACGAGCUCUCGGCGGGCCAGAUUUUAAUUAUCAAACAAGCCGCGUCCAAGGUGAAAGACACUGUCCAACGACUAGCCUCUGACCACCGAGAUCUGCACAGCACCGUCUCCAAAGUCGGAAAAGCCAUCGACAGGAAUUUCGUCUCGGACUUCGCCUCGACCAGCAGGGAGGAGGUUUUUGCGGGGCAGGACAAGGUUGACUUGCUCAACAGGGUCAUUUGCCAGCAUUUUUUUCGCCAAGGCAUGAUUGACAUCGCAGAAGAAUUAGGAAAGGAGGCGGGGUUGCAAACCAGCAUCAGCAACAAGGAGCCUUUCCAGGAGCUCAACCAAAUUUUAGACUGCCUGAAACAGCGAAAUCUCCAGCCAGCGCUCGAGUGGGCAACCUCCCACAGAGAAAGACUCGCAGCCCAAAACUCGUCCCUGGAGUUCAAACUGCACCGGCUGCAGUUCAUCAACCUGGUGGAAAAGGGCGUGAAUCACCAGUCAGAGGCUGUCAACUACGCGCGCACUCAUUUGUCUCAAUUCGUGACGCGCCACGAGAAGGAGAUCCAGAGCCUGAUGGGCGCGCUGCUCUUCCUGCCGCAGGGCCUGCCCGGCUCGCCGUAUAGUCACCUGCUCGACCCCUACGUCUGGGUCGAGAUCCACGAGGUAUUCAUGAAAGACGCGUGCGCCCUGCUUGGCCUGAGCGUCGACAGCCCGCUCUCCGUCUGCAUCAACGCCGGCUGCACCGCCUUGCCAGCGCUGCUCAACAUUAAACAGCAUCCUCUGUUCCGAUUCCAGGUGAUGCAGCAGCGGCAGGUGACGGGCAUUUGGAGCGGCAAGGACGAGCUGCCCAUCGAGAUCGACCUGGGCAAGGAGCACAGGUACCACUCGGUGUUCGCGUGCCCCAUUCUCAGGCAGCAGAGCACGCAGAACAACCCUCCGAUGCGGCUCGUGUGCGGCCACGUGAUCUCGAGGGACGCGCUCAACAAGCUCAGCAGCGGCAGCAAACUCAAGUGCCCCUACUGUCCGGUGGAGCAGAACCCGACCGACGCCAGACAAGUGGUAUUUUGAAAUCUGAACGCCACGCUCUUUGUUAAAGCUGACGAAACUAACUCGAAUUGUGUUGUACUGUUGAUAAUUAUUUGUACUUGUCACACACUACUUGUCCACGCUGCUUGUAACAAGCCCUUUAAAAUGUACAUAGUAUAAAAUAUACAUAUUAUAAUAUAGUUGUCACUCUAUUAAGCUAGAAUUUUGCACCUUGCAGACACCGAAUUUGUUGAUAUGUAUAAUGUUUUAUUUUCGAUUUUAUUUUCAAUCAAGGUACAUGAUGCUGUGAAUUAAUAUGAUAAUGGUCAAAUAAACCUGAUGAUAUAAAUAUAAAU
This is a messenger RNA of Cloeon dipterum, 1556 nucleotides long. It is a transcript of the gene Sou, whose product is annotated as Souji. Gene Ontology annotation, cellular component: nucleus; GID complex; cytoplasm. The record is from RefSeq and is a predicted model, not a curated record. Gene Ontology annotation, molecular function: ubiquitin protein ligase activity; protein binding. Gene Ontology annotation, biological process: proteasome-mediated ubiquitin-dependent protein catabolic process. The transcript is spliced from 6 exons. The coding region runs from base 43 to 1242 and encodes 399 amino acids. Lineage: Eukaryota; Metazoa; Arthropoda; Insecta; Ephemeroptera; Baetidae.